CUUCCGCCGCCAUGCCGCGCGGGUUCGUUUGGGGUGGCGGCAGCAGUGGGCAAAGCAGGUUUAAACCCUAAAAAACCUGACCCAUUCCUCCGCAUACUUCUGUUUGCAAUGGAGAUCACCGAGGAGCAGCGAAGGAGGUCAGAGGCUAACCUAAUCGCAGCUCUCGAGAAACGGAAGCGCGUGGAAGAAAGGUCGAAAGAUGAUCCUUGGAGGCUCUUCAGGUGCCGCAAGGUCCCCAGCCCAACAUUGUCGCCGUCCUCAUCGUCCGGUGGGCCCGUGCCGGAGAAGAAGAAUUCAGUCUCACUGCGGCCACCUGAGCCUCCGAAACCGCCCGAAAGGUUCCGUGUCGUGCUGGAGAUAUGCUCGCCUGACGAGUUCGCUGUUUCGCCGGAGCCAUUGCCGGGUUUUUCUUUCCCUGGUGCCGCGGAGUGCUUCAGGAUCGUGGAGGCUGCUAUCUCUUUAGCUUUGGAUUUUCGAGUAAGUGAGAGUCAAGGAAGUCAGUUUUGCACGAGGGCCUUAGUCUAUAAACUGAAGGAUUAUGAUUCAGUGUUAAAAUGCAUUAAGAAGUUGCCGUUGGCUGACUUGCUUGAUAUUCCAUACACCACAUUAUUAGCUAUCCGAACAUUUAAAAAUUAUGCUGCCACUGGGCUUAUACCUUCCUGGAAGGAGCACUACUCUGAAGAACAGGUUGAUGGCUUCUUGACAAGACUGCCAAGGUCAUUACGAGAUGCACUUCUCCCUUUCCAGAUGGAAGGUGUUCGCUUUGGACUUCAGAGGGGUGCGCGUUGUCUCAUUGCAGAUGAGAUGGGACUAGGGAAGACCAUCCAGGCUAUUGCAAUUGCUUGUUGCUUCAUGGAUAGGGGUCCUGCAUUAAUUGUUUGUCCUGCUGUUUUGCGAUUUUCAUGGGCCGAGGAGUUAGAGCGUUGGUUACCUUGCCUUUUACCAAAGGAUAUACAUCUUGUGUUCGGCCGCCAAAAUAAUCUAGACUAUUUGGACAAAGCUCCUAAGAUUGUUGUUAUAUCAUACACAAUGUUAAGUCGUUUGAGGAAGAGCAUGAUAGAUAGAGAAUGGUCUCUUUUGAUAGUUGAUGAGUCUCACAAUAUACGUUGCACUAAGAAGAAAAUGGAACCUGAAGAGACAAAAGCUGUACUUGAUGUGGCAGCUAAGAUAAAUCGAAUUAUUUUACUCUCUGGGACACCUUCCUUGACAAGGCCGUUUGACAUCUAUCAUCAAGUAAAUAUAUUAUGGCCUGGUUUGCUUGGAAAGGACAAAUAUGAAUUUGCAAAGAGUUAUUGCAUGCCAAAACUUACGAAGGGAUUUCAAGGAAAGCUCUAUCAGGACUUCUCAAAGGGCAUACGUUUGGAAGAGUUAAAUAUACUACUAAGGCAGUAUGUUAUGAUAAGGCGGUUGAAAGAUCAUGUGUUAACACAGUUACCUCCCAAGCGGCGGCAGAUCAUUACCCUGAAGUUGAAAACAUCAGAUAUAUUACUAGCAACAACAUUGUGUACAGUGAAUUGUGGGUUCGUUGAUUUGGAUGACCCUUCAAAUCAAUUAGUGAUAGACUGUAAUGACAAUGAUAAUGGUAGUGGUGAGAAAUCGAGGAACUUCAAUACAUGCCAUGAGAAAGAUUACAGAAGAACUUCAAAGCUACUCUCCCUUCAGGAAAUAGGCAUUGCAAAGCUUUCCGGAUUUCGUGAGUGGUUUUCAAACCAUGUUGUGGUUGGAGAAUUGGGGGAUGCAAAUAACUUGGGCAUUGGUCUUGUCUCGCUAAAGAUGAUUAUAUUUGCCCAUCAUUUGAAGGUUCUAGAUGGAGUUCAGGAUUUUUUAUGUGAGAAGGGAAUCCAAUUUGUUCGCAUUGAUGGUAGGACACUGCCGAAAGAUAGGCAUACAGCUGUAGAGUCCUUUCGUCUAUCAAGUGAGGUGAAGAUUGCAAUUAUAGGAAUUACAGCUGGUGGUGUUGGGCUUGAUUUUUCAUCAGCACAGAAUGUGGUCUUUCUGGAGCUUCCUAAAUCAGCAUCAGAGAUGUUGCAGGCUGAGGAUAGAGCUCAUAGGCGUGGGCAAACUAAUGCUGUCAACAUCUAUAUCUUUUGUGCCAAGGGUACUUCUGAUGAGUCACAUUGGAUGAAUUUGAACAAGAGUUUGUUUCGUGUUUCUUCCAUGAUGAACGGGAAAUAUGAUUCUGUAAAGGAGAUAGAGGUUGAUGGAGUUAUCCAGCUAGGUAAUGCUGCAAGGAUUGAAGAAGCAAAUUGUGAAGCUAAUUGUACCGAUUCUUUAAACACUGAACAUCAAGUUGAGUCCAUGGGAAUGCAUGUUUGCACUCCUGAUGUCUGUAAAAGCUUCACCGCAGAGAAAUCUAAUGACAGAGAGGAUAAUAUGCUCCAAGCUCUCAAUCUAGAAUUGAAGUUAAAUGGUGCUAAAGAUUCAGAUUUUGGUCUUCCGUCCAUUUUAAAUGAAAGCGUUGAAGGUAAUGAUGCUGAACCUUCACAUUCUUAUCACUCUGACAAGACAGGCAGGCUUGGUAGGGGCAGCAUGGAAGUGGAUUCAGUGGAGACAAUGCCAUAUCAGGACGAGGGUAGGUGGUUAGGAAUAACAAAUGCUGAUGGUGAUUCUUAUGAGGUGGAUGCCGGUGGUGAGAUUCUCAUUCAAGAAGAAUCUCUUCGGUUUGAGGUCAGUAAUUAUACAGGGAGGAUUCACUUGUAUCUCUGCGUGCCUGGAAAGGACGUAAGGCCAAGGCCAAUUUUUGUGAAUUUCCGGCAAGAGGAAUUGGACUCCAUCGUGCUUUCUCUUGGUGAAUUAAAGAAGGAAGCUGCAUCUCAGCUAGUGAAGGAAAAUCCGGCAUAUUGUAAUAUCUUCCGGACUUUCAUAAAAGAGUGGAGUAAUUUAAGACCUAUUGAACGUCAUAAGCUCCUUGGGAAACCUUUACAGCUCCCUCUAAGCCUUGAAUUGUGCUAUUUAAAGGAAACUGUCAACCAUGGGCUUAAUGGAUUACUGAAAGGUGGGAGCAAACGACGAGUUACUCCAUUAAGUGAGAUAGGCUGCCAUCUUCCAGAAAAUGCUGUGUGGAAGAAAGUCGUUCUUUACAGUGGCUCUGCUAAAGAGAAAGAGUAUACUCAGGCUUGGUCUGUCAGUGGAGAACCGCUCUGCAAGCUCUGCCAUGCAAUUUGCAAUGGAAAGCUCUCAACAGCUCCAGAAUUUUUUGAGGACUUAUUCUGUAAUUUGUGUUGCUUUCAAGAAUAUCGUGUCAGAACUAGCCAAAAAGCCCUCCGCGAGGCACUCUUUCAAAUAGAACAUGGGGUUUGUACCAUGUGCAAACUAGACUGUCACAAGCUUGUGACAAACAUAAGGCCUUUACCCAUUGCAGCACGGAGGAAUCAUGUUGAGAAUAUAGCUCCGGAAUUGGCGAAGAAAAAGAAAUUGUGA
Dendrobium catenatum is the source of this 3420-nucleotide messenger RNA. Its product is annotated as DNA annealing helicase and endonuclease ZRANB3. The transcript is spliced from 22 exons. Gene Ontology annotation, cellular component: nuclear replication fork. The coding region runs from base 109 to 3420 and encodes 1103 amino acids. NCBI's taxonomy places the organism in Eukaryota, Viridiplantae, Streptophyta, Magnoliopsida, Asparagales, Orchidaceae. Gene Ontology annotation, biological process: replication fork processing; DNA repair. Gene Ontology annotation, molecular function: ATP binding; ATP-dependent chromatin remodeler activity. The record is from RefSeq and is a predicted model, not a curated record.